GUGACGCGUGCGACGGGACGGUCUCGCGCCCCGCCGCCGUCCCCGCUCCCCCCAAGUCUUUCUCCCUCACUCAAACCGAAGAUUAACCGCAAGCACAGCGAUGGCAGGUCUCUAGCGCCCCGAAGCCCCCCGCUCCGUUUUUAUUUGAAUUCAAAGCGUCGUGUUUGGGUUUAUUCCCGGCGAAAAUGGCGACGGGGGCAGGCUGGCAGCCUCCGUACAACACCUCGACUGGCAACACCAAAUAUGCCCCCUCUCCAACGUCCAGCAUGUUUUACGACGGGAGUUUGACGCUGGAAUACACUCAAGACCUGCAUUUGAAGAUGAGCAAGAAGAUAGCACAACUGACCAAGGUAAUAUAUGCUCUCAACACCAAGAACGACGAACAUGAAGAAGAAAUCGAGUCCCUGAAAGAAGCCCACGAGGAUGAGGUCCAACACAUUGUGACAGAAACGAGAGACAAGAUCAUGCAGUACAAGAGCAAGAUGGCAGACGAGGCGGACCUGAGGCGGCGGCUGGCCAGUCUGGAAGAAUCUGUUGAACUCCACGAACACAUGAAGAGACAGGCUCUGGCAGAGUUUGAGAUGUACAGACAGAGAAUGGAGGACUCCCAGCUCUGCACUGAGGCCCAACACACACAGAGAGUGGUUUCUAUGAGCAGAGAGGUGGAGGAAAUGCGUCGGGAUUUUGAGGAGAAGCUGCGGGCGUUCAGCCAGGCUCAGGCCCAGUUUGAGGCGGAUAAACGGCGAGCGCUGGAGGAGCUGAGGGCCACCCACCGCCAGGAGGUGGAGGAACUCCUCAACAACCAGCAGAACCAGAGCGCCACCUCCACCGAAGACCAGGAGAAACUGGCUGAGCUCCAUAGACAAGAGGUGGAGGCAUUGAUGGAGAGGGUGGAGGAGCUAACAAAGGAUAAGGUCCGACUGGUGGAGGAGUACGAGGCCAAGCUGGCCAAGGCUCAGGAGUAUUAUGAGAGAGAGCUGGAGGCCAUGAGGAGAACACACCAGCUCACUACUGAGAACCUGCUGGCCUGGAAAAGGACCGAGGUUGAACUCCGUAAGGAAUUCCAGGCUCAGGAGGCAGCGCUGCAGCGCUCGCUGUCCAAGCUGAGGAGUGAGCUUCAGAAGGCCCAGGAGGAAGCCAGAGAGAACCGAGACAAGACCAACAGACUGCAGACGUCACUGGCCAAUGCUGAGGGAACCAUCAAGAACCUGCACAAGCAGCUGGAAGAAGCCAUCCAGGACGGAGAGAUCUGGGUGAUGCAGCUGAAGGACACUGAGUAUGAACUAGAGGGCAGCAGGGAGCGAGUUCAACAGCAGGCAACUGAAAUCCUCCACAAAGCCAGUCAGAUUGGCUCUCUGCAGGCUACCCAGAUGGCCCAUGAAGCGACCAUCAGGAACCUGGACCAGGAGCAGAGUCGGCUGAAGGAGAAGAUCAGCAGGCUGGAGGAGGAGAGGGAGGCUCUGCUCAACCAGAGCCAGGCAUCCAACGAUCAGCACAAACAACAAGUGCUCAAACUAGAACAGUCUCUGCGUGAGGAGCACCAGGGCUAUGAGAAGGAGCUUUCCAGACUCCGAGCACACUAUGAGGAGGAGAUGCUUCGCUUCAAGGAGGCGCAGGUCAGAGCGCUGGAGGAGAUGGAGGAGAAACACCAGGCCAUGAGGGAGGAGGCCCAGCAGGAGAAAGAGGAGGAGAAGAACCUCCUCAUGACGAAAAUGAGUCAGGAGUUUGAGAUUAAGCGUUUGUCCUUGGAGGAGCAGCGAGACCGUCUCCAGCAGCAACUGGACAACUUGAAGGAGGAGCUCUCGGCCAAACUCAACAUGGCCAAUCAGGAGGUGUCCCACCUCCAGGAGCUGGUGAGGGAGGGGCAGCAGAACCUGGGCUCCGCUCAGACACAGAUCACCUGUCUGAAGGAGACUCAGGAGAAACUCAAGGUCGAACUAGAUGCAACUAGAGCCCGAGUCCGAGAGACCAGUAACCUGCUAACUGACCUACAGGAGGAGAUCGAGACCCAGAAACAGCAGCAUGAGGCCAGAGUGAUGUCCAUCAGAACAGAGGAGAAGCAGAAGAUGGACAAGAUGGCAGACGACUUGGACCAGAAGUGGAGAGAUGCACUGCGGGAAGAAGUGCGUUUGUUGAAGGAGGAGUUGACGGAGGAGUACGAGGCAGACAAACAGGCAGCGCUGACUCAGCUCUCCCAGCAGAAAGAACUGGAGAUGAUGGCGGCAAGAGAAGGCUGGCAGAGGAAGGUGGAGGACCUGCUAGAACAGAUCUCACUUUUGAAACAGUCCCUGGAGCUGCAGUUGUCUCAGUCGCAGUCAGCUCUCCAGCAGCUGCAGUCUCAGUUCAACCAGGAGAGAGAGCUGCUGAGCCAACAGCUCAAAGAGAUGCAGAGAGAGCAUCAGAGGAGAGAGCAUCGACUACAGGAGGCUCACUGCUGUGCCCUCAGCACCAUGGAGGAGGCCAGGCAACACCAGAUCAGGGCCCUGGAGGAGCGUCUGAAGCAGGAGCAGAGGGAGGAGGUUCAUGCUCUGAAGGAGGCCCACAGGAGGACCUUAGAGAUCCUGAGACAGCAGUCAGACCAGGAGCUGCAGACGCUGCGAUUUGAACUGGAGGACGAGGGGAAAGCAAAGCUGGCCUCUCUUCGUGCAGAGCUGAACCACCUCCAUGCUACGGCCAUAGAGCAUCUAAAGCAGAUUCAUCUUAAAGAAAACAGUGCCGCCAAACGGGACCUAGAGAACGCUAUGGAGCACAGCCACCAGCAGGAACAAGAGCUCCUGGUCCGCAUUUCAGACCUGCAGUCGGAGGUGUGUUCUCGUAGCAACCGCAUCACCGAUCUAGACCACGAGAUCCACUCUCUGAACGAGACCAUCGACACUCUGACCAGAGAGCUGGAGCUGAAGGGCAAAGAGGUGCUGCGGGUCCGCAGUGAAGCUAACCAUCAGAUAAGGGCCCAUGAACAAGACCUUGCAAAGAGACACGAGAGGGAGCUGGGGGAGCUAAGUGCCGUUCAUCACAGAGAAACCCAAAUCAUGCUUGCUGACUUCAACAAGGCCCAGGAGGUCCUCAAAGACAAGAUUUCUGCUCUGCAAAUACUGUUGGAGGGGACAGAGGAGAAGUUAAGGAACAGAGAAAGUCGACCAGAGGACCUGCAUCUUAUAGCAGAGCUCAGAGAGAUGGUCACCGAAAGAGAAGCUCUGGUCAAAAAGCUGGUGGAUGACAAGAAGUUUUACCAGUUGGAGCUGGUCAACAGAGAGACGGGCUUCAGCAAGGUCUUCAAUUCCAGUGCCAAUGUCGGUGUCAUCAACCCUCUUAUCAAGCAUCUUCCUCCUCCUCCUCCACCUUCUCCUCAUCCUCCACAUCAUCCCAUGCCAAGCCUUGCUCUUCCUCAUGCUCCUCAUCCUCAGGAACCCCUGGUGCAGCAUCAGGGCCUACAAAGCAUUGGGAGCCUUCCUGAAGCCAAUGCUGCGAUGACAUCAGACCCGAGGGGGUUGGAGGCAGGAAAAAGCAAAGAAUACGAAGAGGAGCUGUACUCCCAGUACUUCUCUUUCUGACUGGCAAAAAAAAAUUCCCAAUUCUGUCAAAAGAUGAAGUAAUGGGACAGAGAGCUAAAGUUGGACAGCGAUCAAAUUGCAGGUUUUGAAAGUCAUUUGGGCGACAUUCAAUUCAAACGUGCAUUUCAGUGAUUAAAACCUUAUGGCCUCCAUACAUGACGAGCAUUGUGCACAUCGGGCUUGUCAGUGCGUCAUCAUGAAAGUGUGCAUUGGUAGUGAGGGGACUUAAAAAACUUAGUUUACCGUAAUUUGUCUACUCAUUCCGUUAUUUUAUACCAUCUGCAAUUCUGCAAAACCUUUAUGAGUGCUAAGUGGUAAGAAAGAAAUGUAACCUUAAACAUUUGAAGGACUUCCCCGUGAAUUUUCAUUUUGAUAAACUAAGACCCAACAGUGUAAAUGGAGAAAUUAAGUGGUUUAGAUCAUUUGGAUAAACCGCUGGAUUGUGUUCCCAGAUCUCAGUGAUUACUUUGGUGAAUCAAGUUGUUUGCCAUAAACAACAGAAAUGAUGGCCAAGAAUACCAAAAUAUCACCCAAGUUGUAAUACAACUGAAUUAUUGUCUUAAAGUAGCAAUUGCCAGUAAGUCUACUGUAUCAGUAGCAUGAAACUUUUAGAAUCUCCCAAACCUCUAUGAAAUCAUUUCCCUCAUGAUCAUUCUGAUCAUUGUGGCCCAGUGUGUCACAAACUGCAGUUACGUAGUGAGUAUAAAGUGUGUUAGAGGGAUGAAGUGGCACACUGUAGAUCAAGAGAAUAUGUUUUUAGCUCCAUAUAAACUGAGUUUUUCUUCUUUG
This is a messenger RNA of Xiphias gladius (swordfish), 4340 nucleotides long. RefSeq names its product protein FAM184A-like. NCBI's taxonomy places the organism in Eukaryota, Metazoa, Chordata, Actinopteri, Istiophoriformes, Xiphiidae. The coding region runs from base 186 to 3551 and encodes 1121 amino acids. The record is from RefSeq and is a predicted model, not a curated record. The transcript has 24 exons.